AUGAAUAUGAUAAAAAAUAUAAUCAACCAAUUUAUCAAACUGUUCGGACAAGAGUACCUGGGGGAAUGGGACGCCAUACAAAAUUUGACGAUCAAUUCUGUGACCUCCCCGGAAAUCCUGCUGAAGAACGUCCCAUUCCCAGAAAAACUAUUCGAACUGGCGGAGCUGCCCUUCGAAAUAAUUUACUCCAACAUAAAAAAUCUGCGCAUAAAAUUUCUAUGGUCAUCCAUUUUUUCAAAUAAUAUUAGCCCCAUAAAUAUUUACGCCAAUGACCUGUUCCUGGUUAUAAAGUUUUCCUACCCAAGUGUGUGGGACACGAACAAAAUUAUGAAUCACCAGUACAAGUUGAAAAGGACGAAACUGGAAAAAUGGGACAGCAUUAACAUAUCCAAGGAAAAAAAAGAAGAAAAUUUUUUAAAAGCAUUGCCAGUCAAACUAGUCAACUCGCUAAGAAUUUUAGUGGAGAAUAUCAAAAUCGUAUUUUUCGAUAAUUAUAUUCAUAAAAAUCCUUUUACGUUUGAAUUUUUUAUAAAGAAUUUUAAGAUAGACGAACUGAACAAGUACAACGUUAAGUUGACAGAGGAGGAAAAAAAAAACAUCAAGAAGAACUUGCUAAUUAACAUAUGGAUAAGGAUGAUGGGACUUCAUAUUAUUUACAAGGAGUAUAAGAAGAAGAUAAAGUACAAGAAGCAGGUGAGGAAGAAGAAGGCUGACCUGCUUCACAACAAGGAAUACUUCCUGACGGCCAUCGAAAACCUGUUCAGCGAGAGCGCGAGCUCCGUGCACCGGGGCAAGAGGCACAGCUGGAGGAGGGCGAAAAGAAGGAGCUCCUUAAAUAACCAUGGACUGGCAAAAGAAUUCCGUUCUUUCAGUGACUACGACAUCGAUGAGAGGAUAAAAGAGGGGAACUUAAAAAAAAAAGUGCGCAGGCAAAGGCAUAGCGGACAAUUUGGCAAAAAAAUCUCCCCAAACGAAUCAGCGAGUAAGCAAAAAAAUAAAAAAAAAGGAAAAAGUAAUUACAACUUUGAAAUUCCGAAACACGACUUAGGGUUCAGAAUAACAGCGAAAGAUGGGUUAGACAUGCACGUCAUUUUUAAGAAAUAUGACAUGAAGGCACUGAGCGAAUUGAAAAAUGAUUUGAAGUGUUUCAAAAAUGUGGAGCUCUCCUUUGUUAAGCACAUCCAGGAGAGCGUCGAAGAUGACUUUUGCAAUAAUGUAAAAAUAGAGGAAGAAGAGGAGCACGUGAAGGGGUCCUGCUACUGCUAUAACUAUGGCGGUAGUAGUCUAGCACAGGGGAACAACGAUUCAUUCUUCAUUUCAAACAAUCGAAAGAGGUACGAACCGAAUGACGAUCAUGGUAAAUGCGAAUUGAGAAACUACGAUGAAAUAAUGGAACGCAGCUUCAAGAAUGACUACCCGCCCCUCUUUAGUGACAUUUCUGCGUUUGAAAGUUUAAACGUCUUCUUUACCGCCUCCGCGUUGGACUCCUUUUACAAUUUCAUAAAGUACAUCGAAUUCUGGUUCCUAUACAAAGGGGGGUGCACCAAAAUUUUUAACAUCAUUCCGAGUAUAGAAAAGUGUAUAAAAUAUUCCGAAUUGAGAAAAUUAAAAAAUGAGAAAAAUUACGUGUAUGACGAAGGGACGGAGGAUUUUCUGGAACGGUUUGAAGCUUCAUGCCCGGUUCACUUGCUAACCAAGUUGAGGAUACUCUCCGAUGAGUGUAUAUACAGCAAAGAAUAUUUUAACAACGCUCAUUUGAAGAGAAGGGAGUGGAAGAAGUUGCUCUACAAUUUUAUUAAAAACCAGAAAGGGACAGCCACUUCUAUCGUAAAUGAAAACCUGGAGAAGUUAGACAAAUGGUUUUCACACGACAUGCUAUUCAAUUUGGUUCUUCCGAAAAUUAAUUUCACCUAUAUUCCCAUCAAAUUUAGCCACUUCAGCAAUUCCAGUGUAAAGUAUAAUAAGUGCCUCCUAUCCUACACGCUAGCUUGUUCCUUCCUAUUUAAGCAGGAAAAACUGUCCACCAUAAAGAAGAAGAUGGGCAUCUAUUUUCGCAACGUUGAUGUGCAUUCCCUGUUUGUCCUUUUUAAGAAAAAUAAAAAAUGUGUGAUGAAUAGGAAGAAGUACUGUAUUCACUAUGUGGAGAAAUUGCCCAUGAGAAACUUCUGCCUUUACCAUGAGCCGAAUGGCAACAAUGUAAGCUUUUACCAUUGGGGGCACCCCAAUGUGGAGGACGACUGUGUUGACUCGCUCGAGAGGAUACAUUCCAAGGAGGAAAGAAUUAUAGAGAAGAAUGUCGGGCAUAUGAUAAGUGGUCUAAACAGGCAGGGGGGCACACAGAAGGGGGUACCCCUAGAGGGCGCGGAUUGCUACGCAGCAAGUGGAGCACCGAACCUGGGGAAUAUCUUAAGUGGGGACCUACCAAAUGAGACUACUUUUCUCUCCAACGCGGCAGUCAAGCAGAGUAACAGCGCCAAGCGGAGCAGCCUACCGCAGGGAGAUCGAAAUGGUCAUGAAAAUUACCUCAAAGCGCAAGGCGAAAGUGUGAGUGGGAAUUUCUACAACUCUAGCAAUACGGGGAGCGACCUGGAUGGCAGGGAUUGCAUGAACACCUUUAAGAACUACAACAUGUGCAACCUCUUUGGGAGGGGGUACUUUGGCGAGAGCCACCCCCAAGGGGAGGAAGCAGAAAAAAUCCAAGUCGAAAAUUUUAGAAGUUUUGAAAAUGAAUGCAUCAGGAAUGAGUGUGAUGAAGGGAGAGGCAACAUCAUCAGCGGCAACAACAUGAGCAGCGGCCCUGCCAAUAUGAACAACAAUCGAAACGCCUUCUGGAAGUUCAUUCUAGGCAAGCAGAAAAAAGAAACCCUAGACAGGGUCAACAAGCAGAAUGCCCAACCCAUUGACGACACCAAUUUCGAUCGAAUAAUUAAUAACCAGGCUGUCCUAAUCCCAAACAGUCUAAUCAUCCUCAUUAACGAUUACUCCAACAAUGUGAGAGAAAUAGACAUAACCAUUUGCAAGUACGUAAUUAAUGUUAACAAUUUAUUGCCGCUGCUGAACUUCAUCCCCACGAACAACACCUGCCUUGAGCUCUUCCUCAAAUAUGAUAAUUACAUUGAUAAGGAUGUCAUCGAAUGUAUUUGCCUAUGUAUAAGUAAAAGCGUAAAGAAGAAGAAAAUUCUGCGUCUUCGCAUGGAUGAAUUGAAGUUCUUUUUUUUCCACUCCUCUUAUGUGCAAAAUGAAGUGGUUAAUUUGAGAAGCUUCCUCAAUAAGACCAGGCGAAAGAGAAAUGCUCUGGGGAACUCGGGCUGUCAAGAGAAGUUCAUCGAACAUGACCUUCUUCUCGAUCCGUUUAAAUCUUUAGCGGAUGAGAACCAAGGGGAAACGAAAAUGGAAGGCAGAAAAUUGCAUAAAGGGGAUAUGGCCACGGAGAGAAGUGACUACGUAGAAAAGAACCACAAAAAAGGGGAUAUUACAAAUAGCUGUAACCACCGCUUAGAACGCAAUAACAACGAUAGUACUAGUGGGACGACCUCCAGCACUUGCGAACAAUCGGAGGAGGACCCAGAAGAAGACGAGCUGGAAAGCAAUAGGAGGAGUAACACCCACAGGAGUAGAAGUCUGGACCAUUUUGUGAAAACGCAAGAAAGGGACAUAACCAACAUACAUAACAUCAUUUUUAACAACCUCUUUGUUGCGCAAACGAAUGUCUAUCAUACGAAAGUGAACAACACGUUUUCGUAUCUGCGGAAGAGGAAUUUCCUUUACUCUGUUAGAAGCAGAUAUUAUUCCUUUUUAAGGAGGUACAUACAGUAUAAUAACAAUAGGAAUAAGGUGAAGAAUAGAAAUUUGCUGUCAAUUGGAGUUUUCGGCCACGUGAGAAAUUUGUUCCUCUUCCAGGACAAGACGGAUAAGUUGCUUUAUCUGAGCGCAAGCGGGGUGGAUGUGGACCACAUUUUUCACUCUUGCUUUGUCGAUGUGAGGAGUGGCGACAAUUCGAUGGAUCACAGGGAUGCUGAGAAAGGGGCGUUGGACGGAAUGCAUUUCGAAGGAGACCCGGGCCAGGUAGCCGCCGCCACCUCGCCAGUGGAAAAUUGCGGCUCCGCGGAUAUGGCAAGGAAUGGCCCAGUUGGAAGUAUCACCAGUUGCAGCGUCAUCAGCAGGAGUGACCACUGCGGGGGGAACUCGCCCGGGAUGACCCCAAAUGAAAGGAACAAAACGGCUCUUGUUAGCAUAAAGUCAGUGAAGCUGAAAAAGAAUGACAACGUGGUGUCCCUCACGGUGAAUCUGCUAAACUGCAGCCUGAACGAAAUCUGCGUGUCGCUAAUAGGGAUACACAAGCAGGUACUCCCUUUGGAGCACGUCGAUUUGAUAAAGGGAAGAAUCAGCAAACUGAAGAACAUCAAGCAGUACCUCCUUUCCAGCAAUAAAAACACGAUGCACUUGAAGAAGAUUAACGUGACGAAUGACUUGCUCUACAAUAUGUUAAACAGGUACUUCAAGACAAACCACAUGGUGAGGGAAAAGCACACCAACAGUGGCAGCACUGCGGAGAGUAACGAAAACGAGUUGACGGUUAACAAGAACUACGAGAAGUAUAUAAAAAAAUUGGUCAUCAAAAUUUUGGACCAUGAAAAAAUUCUGUACAAUAAAGAAGACUUUGAAAAAAUAUUUUACAUGAUUUUGAGGAAGAGAGUCACACAGCAGGGUAGGGGGGGUCCCUACCUGGGGGGCAAAAGAGAGGGUCUUCCAAUCAGUAAGACGCCCGGUGGGAGGGGGACGCUCGUUAGCCACAACUCGGACAUGCUGCACUCCUUCAGCAGCAACAACGACAUUGUGCAAAAUUACUACACCUUGCGCGGGGAGAGAUAUGCCAACCUGACUGGCACGUCCAAAUCGUUGGAGCGGGAAUACCACACCUGUAAGGAGGACACCCUGAUGAGCGGCCCCGAAUGUGAGGAGAAGUCGGACGGGAAGUUCGGCGAGAAGUUCGGCGAGAAUUCCGAUGAAAAUUCCGAUGAAAAUUCCGAUGAGAAUUCCCAUUCGUACCACAAUUCGAAUUUCCUCCACCUGGAGGGCCGACGAAAUUCCUACUUCACCGACUUUGAAGGAAGCGACCAAGGUGGGCAUAAAGCGAAGGACCAUUCGGGAGCGGCCAAUCAGGGGGAGAAACCAUUCAUGAAAGAGGCGAAGGGAGAUUGCAAAAACAUCAAUUUGAUGAAGCCAUCCAAAAGGUACAACAACGAACAGUGCAAGUAUAUGAAUCUGAGAGACCUCUUCAAUUUUGAGGAGGUCCUAAUCGAUACAGACAAAAUAAUGGGCGAUGAAAUUUUCAUUCACAGUAGCACAUCCAAUGUGGAAAACUCACAAGUGGAUUACCUGAAUGGGAGGGAUGUGGAGGAGAAGGACACCCCCCAGAAGAAGACUUGCCUUUUCUUCUUCCUCAUAAGCAAAACUAACAUUGCCAUUAGUAACAAAAAUGAAGGCAUAUUCAAAAUUGUGUGCAACCACUUUAUGAGCGAGUUGACUCAUAUGGAUGGCUCUCUAAAUUUAUCUUUGAAAAUGAAUACUCUGUACUUUUUCUACGUCCUCACCGUUUCGAGGAAGCCCAAAGGGGGUAACCUCCCCAAGGAGAGCAGCGAAAAGGCGGCCAACAUAUUUGAUGAGGAUAAAAUUGCAGACAUGCGAAAUAAUACGUGUAAAAAAUAUGUCAUCUUAACCGACUCGAUAAGCAACCUGUUGAGUGUUUCCAAAUCAAGUCUCAAAAAAAAAAAAAACAACAACCUCUUUAGUCAGUAUGAAUGCAUUUUGGAAAGAAAAAAAUUUAAACUGUUCAUCGACCACGACAAGAAGGUGAAGAGCCCCAAGCCCCAGCUGCAUUUGGACGUACACAUAGACAAAGAGAAGAACAAAAAAACUGUGAAAAUAACGCUCACCAAUUUCAACCUUUUCUACAGCUCCACCUUAUUCGUUUUGCUAAACAGCGUCGUGAUAAAUUACUUUUUAACCUACAUCCAAGAGAAGGAAAAAGUGAGCAUUCUGCUCUGCAGGUAUGGGACCACCUUGCGGAGGAGAGGCAGUCAGUCAAACCAUGUGAAGCAUGGCCCUAUUAAGAGAGAAAAAAGGAGCGACGAAAUGGUUGUUAGGUCCCUCGAGAAAUGGGUAAGCAGCCACGAAGUGGUAGACACGCUGCGCACUUCCAGCAACGACAGUUUUGUGGACGAAACGUACGCAGACAAUGACAUCAACUAUGACGUCUUUGAUCAGAAAAGGAGGCACCUCGAUGAGCUAAAUGAGGAUACCAUCAAUUUAACCAACAACACUUUUUAUUACGACGUUUCGGAGAAUGAAAAUGGGCCGCAAAGGAACCUCCAAAGGAGCGCGCUUCAUCAGAAUGAGCAAUGUGAGGGCGACCCCGUUUGUGAUGCCUCAAGGGGGGGGGUACACAAAAAUGGCAACCAUCCAAUGAGGAAAGAAGCGAGGGAAGAAGCGAGCAAGCAUGCGAGCAAACCUGCGAGCAAAGGUCUGUACAACGAUUUGUACUACCGCGAAAAGGGUGCCACUUCGGGGAAGGCGAAAAGAAAAAUGACCGUGGAUGACGCGUGCGGGGGAUUCGCCCCGAGAAGGAGGUUCAACGACACGAGUGGCAACCUUCACGGGCUCGCUCCAGGCGUUGCCCCCCACGAGGAUGCUAUCCCGAGUGGUGUCAACCCCAGUGAUGCUACCCCCCACGAUAGUGUUGCCCCGAGUGGUGUUACCCCCCAAAAGGGGAGAAAGAAAAAUCUCAGUUUUUUAAAAUCAGACACGAAGCGAGACGUCAUCUGUGCAGGCAUCUCCUUUGCGCAGGAAGAUCCCCCAGAGUGUGAGCAGAGCAAAGGGACCCACGAAGGGGGGUUCACAAAUGAAGAUAACAACUUAGCUGCACAGUGUGGAAGUGUGGCAAACGAGCGAGCUUCCAACAGUGCCCAUCCUGACGAGUCAGCGAAUAAUCGUGACACUCCUCCGAGUGUAGCCAAUUCGAAGCACGAACAGUUGGAGGUAGGGGGUGACAGUCGGAAGGAGGAAGUGAGCCAAAAAAAUGUCAAAUUGGACACUAAUAUAAUUAGGAUAAAUACAUUAUCGAAGAACAAACUCGUUAGCCGCAAUUCCAAACGAAGACGCAGCACCAGAGAAGGGCAUGACGUUACCGAAAAUAUCCUGAGGAGGAACAAAAAAGUGUAUCAUGCAGUUGCUCACCACCAGGGGGAAGCGCCGCCCUCUAGGAGGAGCACACACAUUGGGGAAGAAGAAGAAAAGUCUCCAACUAGUGCAGAGAUUAACCUGUUUGUGUGCUCAGAGAAUGUGAAUAUAUGCUAUCUCAUUAACUACCACCGGUUCAAAUAUGUCUACAAGAAGAACCACAAGGUGGACGCCUACAUGAAUGACUACGUCAACUUUAUUGAUAGCUGCUCCAAUUUCUGCAAAGAGGAGAAGAAGGAAGGAGAAAAUUUUGACCACAUUGGAAUUAUGAACAAGGAUCUCUACAAUUUGAAUUUAAAUUUUCUCUUCAAACUGGAGUAUAGAUGCACACAAAAUAGGAAGAAGUCCAUCAGCGCGUUCUUUCCCUUUCUUUAUAUUAUCCUGAUGAAGAACUGCAACUACGUCAUUUCGCACUUAACCAUCGUGGAUGUUAAAUUAAGUGCUCACUUUUUGUGCAAACGCGGGGAGGAAGAAAAAAAAAAAAAAAAAAAAAAAAAUUAUUUGCAGAAAAAAAAUACCCUACAAAUGUACGACCAGGCAAUGUUGAAUUAUUUACCAGAGCAGCGACCCUAUUUCGGCCAGGGGGAGACUUCUGCUGGGGGGAAGUGGAAGGCGGGCGGAAUCGCACACAAAAGUUCGCACAGAAGUUCUCACCGAAGCUCGCACAGCAGCUGCGGCAAUUUGAACCGGAGCUACCACGACAGGCUGAGUGAAAAACAGGACAGUAACUCGAACGAGGAAAACUCCCUCACGGACAGCUGCAUAAUAGCCAAGCACAUGAACAGCAGCCUGUCCAUCAACAAACGGAUGUCCCACAGUAGGAGCCAUGUGAACAACUCUGACUUGGGCUACGACCUAACGGUGAAAGGGGGGGUUAUAAAGAGCGGGAAGGACCCAUCGCCUGAACGAUCCAGCGAGUGCACCAGCAAUGGUAACGGGGAGCAUGGCGGAGAGAGGAAUACCCCUUUGCACCUCAGCGGGGGGAUGAACCAAGCGGAAUCCAUAUCCAGUGAAAGGCGAGUCAGCAAGCAGAAGUCCUACAUGAGGUUUCUGUUUAAUUAUAAGAAAGCUGACCAGACGCAACCACGGGGCAGCGAAAUUAAGCAAUCUGGGGAAGGUGAACCGAUUGCCACUUUUCAAUGCAGUAGUGCCCACAGUGGCAGCAUCACUAACAGCGUGUCGCACAGAAAGAACCUGCUCAAGCACCUAAAUUCGGUUGUCAAUUUUUUGGGAAAAAAUAACAGCAGCUCGAAGCCCAUACUGAAGAAGGAAAACCAUAGCAGGAGUACGCUGAGCCUGUUCAGCUUCAAAUCCCCCGCGUUUCUGCAUAAGAAGGCAGGUCGAUGGAACAGCAACACGUUGGAAGCUGUUCGCACAGAAGAUCGUAACAACAACGCAUCGUACGACUUGGGCAGCGUGAAUGUACAAAGGAGUGAGUGCAUCUCUGAGAGGGAAGGGAAAGACGGGAAGGAUCAGAGGAAGGACGUCCUAAAAUUUGCCCACCACAGCAGUGACAACCUUGUGAGCAUUUCCCAACAAGGCAGUUGCCACCAUGUUGGAGAUGAACAAUUCGGGGGAAAUUCCACAAACGGGAGGAUCAAAAUGGUAGGCGGUCUGUCCAAAUGUAGGACCUCCCUUGAGAGUGACCCCAUAAAUGAACGAGACGAAUUUAAUAAAAGAAGCCAAAGGAGAAAAAAAAAAAAAAAAAAAAAAUCCCAAUUAGAAGGAGACACAAAAAAAACAGCCAUGUGGAAACUCUCCAGGUGCAACCUCUCUGUGUAUAACAUAAACCUGUUCAGCUGCAUCUAUUUGAGACGAUUUAAAAGAGGCAAGCAAAAGUACCUACAACCCCUGGUGUAUAAUUAUAAGCAUUCUAACGGGGCAAACUCAUUUCAAGCGAAUAUGAACGAAAACGAUUUUUACAAUCCCUCCUUUGUACAAAACAGUUUCGAGAUGUACGCCCAUUUUAAGACCACCAAUUAUGACAAGCUAACAAAAAAUAAUUAUGUUCUGGAGAGGGACUUAAAAUUUCUAGAAUACAUUAACCAGGUAUACAAUUUGGAAUGGUUCAACAAGUUUAAUGUUCAUCAUUUGUAUAACAUCCACAGGAUCCAUUCGAGCGUUUCUAGAUUUAUGAGUCUGAAUGGCAAAGGUAGAUCGGACUGCGCCGCUGGUAACAUUGUGUGUUGCUAUGUGCCCAUAUUUUACAAGCGCAUCUCAGCGUCUUACAGAAAUGUCUACAAGUUUUUGCUACUCUCUAGGUACUACGAAAGUGCGCAGUACCUACCCAGGUUGUGCAAAAAGGGAGGAGUAGCGCAUGCCAACGGGGGGGAUGUUCCAAAUGGGGGAAGCAGAAAGGGGGUGAGGAAACAACCCCUAGAUGGGAACACCCUAAACGAAAGAGCUUCAGUGGUGCACCAAAUGGGCAGAGAACAUGUCGAAGUAAAUACAAAUGGUGCGAAGGAGACGCACAAGAGAGACACGAAACGGGGCGCGAAAAAGGCUAAACUGAGCAGCACUGAUAAGCAUGCUAACCGAAAGAAAGGGGAAAAGAAAAAGAAAGCACACAUGGUUCGGGAGGACAAUAAAACCUUCAAGGUGAAGAAGUUCCAGAGUCUCUACUAUGAGGAAGAAUUAGAAAAAAAGAGAAAGAGUAUAGGAACUGCCAAUUUCACCACCCCCUCGAAUGACAUAACCAACGCAGGUGGAGCGGAAGAGGGAAAACCAUUUUACCGUGACGAUGGGAGUGAUUUGUUCGAAAAUGACGAGAAGGUAGCAGCCCCGGUGGAGAAGUGCCCCCUACCUUGCGAUAACAAUUUUAACAGCUUUAAUAACUACUUAAUAUAUAAGAGGGACUUUCGAAAAUACAACUCUUGGAAGGAAAACCACCUGUAUGUCUCUCUGAAGGAGGUAGAAUGCCACGAUCGAGAGAGGCACAACCGGGGUGAACUCCCAAAGAGAAGCGUGAACAAACAUGGGAGCAAAAGUAGGAAGACCAAAAAAUGCUUCAAUUUUUACAUUCACAUGUACGCCUCUAGCAUUAACCUAGACCCAUACUUCAUCUCGACGUAUAACUUUUACCUAGUCAACAAUUUAAACAAAAAUUUAAUUGCAUACGAUAUUAAAGAAACGAAGGAUUAUUUCGUUCAUAAGUAUAAGCAAAUGGAGCAAUACUACAGGCAGACAGUUGGGUGGAGCGAGCAUUUGGAGAAUGGGGGAACCGAAUCCACGGCAAGUUCGUCGGCGGAUGAGGAGAAACCGGGAAGGGUAAAAAAGGUCCGUCUGCAGAAACGGCAUAGGGAGAAGAAUCUCCAGGGGGGCGGCCCCAUCGGACGCGGUAGCAUCUACGAUGAGGAGCUAUCGCGGCAAGAUGCGGAGGGGGGAAAGCCACCCGAGGGGCAAGCAACACGUGAAGGGAAAACCACGCAGGAAGAACAAACCGCACACGAAGAGCUGUUCUCCUUCAGCCCGCCCAAAACGCUAAAACUAUUCCGCCUGAUGAACUCCCUCAACAACCUUACGAACAAAAUUAAAGAAAAGCUAAAAAACAACAAGGUCAUAAUUAACGUGGACGUAAAAAACGUAGACGUUAAUGUGCUUGACUGCUCCUACAUCUACGAGAGCAAAUAUUUGCUAGUAGACCAUGUGCACCCCUUUUACAACAACCAGUAUGUGUACAUGUCGAAGGAGGAGUACGAACGAAUUAGGAGGAAAAAGGGGAACCACUCCAACGACUUUUCAAAUCUUGACUCGAUGGAAAACAAGCAUUUUUCGAGCACAAUUAAUAAGCUCAUCUUCAAUAGGGUUACAACAUAUUGUAAGGAAAACUCGUUCUACAUCGUUUCUAUUAAUGCCAGCAAGGUGAAGAGGAUUUCUAUACAGCUCUACUCCACAGUCAUACUGAACAAUCUUCUAAAGCAAGAGAACGUGAAUGACGUGCUGAGCGUCAUUGUGUACAACUACAGAAUGAAGUUCUCUAGCCUUAAGCUGAAGAAAGUGAGGAACAUUACGAAGGGUGGGAAGCAAGACAUAAGGAAUAUCCUCGACGAAAUGGGUCUGGGCGAAACGGAAGGCACUACGAAGAGAAAGAAGGAAAAAGGUAGAAGAGGAAAAGGGAGGAGGUGGAAGCCCCAAAGGAACAGCCCCCUCAAUGUGUACAAACAGAUGUCAAGGAGCUAUAAGGACAGCCUAAAUACGUACAGCUCCCUCAACAAGGACAGCUUGAUUGAGCGCACCAAGAAUGUUCUCUACGAUGAUGUGGUAAGAAGCAAUGGAAAGCAGCAUAACUUGGGGUGGUUCGCGAGCAACGACUCGGCUGAGGGGGGGGCAUCCUUUAUACCCACUCCCCCAACUGCGUCCUCCUGGUCGUCCUCCGAACCUACAACGGUGCCGUUGUCCGAAGCGUCAUCCGCAUCCUCAUCUGUUGCCACCUCCGUGGCGACUUCUCCGGUGAGCUCUGCCCAGUCCACGUCGAUCAACUCCCUCCUCUCGUACGACUCAAACGUCGAAAAGGCAGUCCCGAAAAUGUGUACCGAAGUGCAAAAAGGGAGGAGACACAGAUCGACAUGUGAACCCUUUCGCCCAUCGGAGAGGAGAAAACUAAAAGAGGCCGCUCUGCAAAUAAGAAGACACAGGAGAGAGAGCAACAGCUUCUCCGACAGUAUUUACACAAAACAUUCCACCUCGCUAAGACAGCAGAUGGAACAGUAUAAUGAUGAGAAUGGAAAGACGGUAAGUUUCCACAACUUUUGGACCGCAAGCAAACACAACUUAGAUGACUAUGCAGAAAAUGAGCGAAGAGUUAAGAAGAAAAAAGUGAAAAAUAGAUUUUAUAACUACAUUAAGAAGAUAUAUAACAAUAUGACGUCCAAGCAGAAGAAGAAAAAACUAUUCCUCAACAACAUCGUAGAGAAUAAUAAGUGGUCCGUCAGUGUAGAAAAUUUAAUUUUCUAUUUACCCCAGUUUAGAAGGGGCUUUAAAUUUUACCUAUAUUUGAACAAGUUUAUAAUAUACGACUAUAACCAGAUAAAGAUAUGCAGCAACAUUUCUCAGUUUAGGUUAUUCCUUGCGAGUAACGCAGAGAGGAGGUACCUCCAGCUGUGCAACAAAAUAAUGCGCACGUUUAGGCACCUGCACCUCAAUAGAGAUUUGCUGAAAGGAAACUUGAGGAGAAAAAUUAUACUACAAAAAAUGAACCACGAAAUAUAUAAUAAUCAGCUCUAUGUGAUAGCAAAUGAGGGGGUAAACAAUAUCGAUUUCGUUUUGGAUGUGAAAAAUACGAGACUUACUUUGCACAACCAGACAACCAUGGACUUAGUGAACUACUUCACCGAGCUCUCCAUCAGCAUCUUUUCUUUCCUCUAUGUGUAUUCUGUGUACCCGGAGGUAUCCUUCUCCUCCGUUUCUCACCUGACUUCCUGCAUGAACGUAGACAAUUUUCAGAAGGGGCUCCUCCUGUAUAACAACCUGCUGAAGAACUACAUCGGGACUUGCAAAAGUGGGAAGCCCCAGAAUGGCGGCCCCGUGAGCAUCUCGCGCAGCAACAGUAACGGGAGCAACGUCAUCAACAAGAAGAACUACAAUGCGCCUUUCGAAAAUGCGUGCGACAUGGUGGACUUGGAGGGACCCCUCUUUGGGCAGUCCCGCAGUUGUGAAGACCCAAACGGAAGUGAUAACAAUAGUGUUAACAGCCUGGACCGCGCGGAAAUAGCAAAGCGAAGUGGAAAGACCAACGUAACGCUAGAGAGACGACAAAAGAGAAGCGAACAAGUAGAGCAUAACAACUUCGCUCACGCGCGCUAUGCCAAAAAACCCACCGACGGAAGCGAACACGCCUCGGACAUUAGCAACAUCAACAUGCUGAUGGAAAAAAUGAUUUCCCACAAAAAUAAAAUAAAUUAUAAGUACCUAAUUAUGAACAAGUUUGAAUACCAAACGAAGGCCCACAACUCGCUGAAAGAAUUGCAAGACAAAAAUUACUACUUCCUAGCGUUUGUAAAUAACAAUUUGCUCUUCUUCUUAUAUUUCUACACCAAGUAUAAAACAGUCCUGAAUUUCGUGUCCACUGAGGAAGUGUUCUGUCUAAGACCCAACUACGUUUACCCUAUCAGACGUAUUAAGCGCAGCGCACUGGUGAAGGCCAACAGAAUUUGCGAAAAUAUAAGAACGAAGAAGAAGUUCAUUCAUGUGGGCAAGAAAUAUACGCAGAGGGAACAACUCAAAGUUUCUACCUCCAAAAUAAUGGAAAAGAAAAAAAAAAAAAAAAAGAGGAAACUCAAAAAGUAUAUCAGGUGUAAUAAGCAGGAGGGGGGACACAAUGCAGAUAGGAAGGUGAACCCUUUGUAUGAACCCAACGUAAGCUCGCCUCUCUGUUGGAAAGAACUUUCCUACCGUCCUGGGGAGAAAGAAACGAAAGGGAAAAGGGAGCCCUUCCCUGUAAAGCACCUCAAGGUGCAAAAGUACAACACUCACGAUAAUACAAACACGGUUUAUAUAAAAAAUGAACGUGAAGAGAUCAUUCCGUGUACCAGCUUAGGCAGCUUGAGAAAUCAAAAGACGAUUGCAAAAUCUGGGUCCAUUAUUUUUGAUAAGAUGUACAAUGACGGAGCGGAGGAGUACAAGAAGAAGGAAGAUGCCAAGGAGGAUGUCCACGAAGUUAAGGGCUUUUCUACCAAAUUAAAAACUACCAUAAGGAAAUUUUUUACCCGAAAGUUAUCCUCCCACGUGUUGGGGAAUAAGAACCACGGGGGUGACAAAAAAAGAGACAGCAUGUCGAACACAUCGAACGAGAUAUUCUCCACGGACUACAACUCAGUGUUGAAUAAGCAAAGGGACAGCUCCGACGUCAGCUCGGCAAGCAACCACUUAACUUCAUUCAACAAUGUGCAAUUUUUUCGAAACAAAUGCAUUUCCUUAAGGAUGAAGGUGAGCCUAUUUGAAACGUGGGUUAUCCAAGAAGAUCUGUUCAAUGUGCACGAUGAGAGGAAGAGAAAUGUACGGGUGAGCUCAUUUAUGAAGAAGCAAAAAAAAAAAAAAAACUUUUUUGUGUCCUCCUCUCUAGACAAUCAUAAACCACCAAAGGGGGAAAAACAAAUGAGAGGCAACAGACGAUCGAGCAAAAAUAUGAUAAGUGAAUCGAACAGCUAUGGGGAUGAUUACCUCUAUGAGCAAGUGGAGGAAGCCCAAAAAUUGAGCAUCAAAUCUGUUAGUUCCACCAACUCUGGCAGUAACGUAAAUAUCCUGAACAUUUUGGAAAAGUCCAAAAAUUAUUUCAACACAUUUAUGAAUAAGAAAAUCAACAAGCAGAUUUUUUACCUUGCCAAAAGGAGGGCCUCCAAAAAUGAUUUCGAAGAUUUUACCGAAAAUGCUAAAGCGGUUAUUAGGAGGAAAAAAAAUAAUGUUAAGGGGAAGGAGCUGCAAAAUAGUAUGGUCAGACUGAACGUGGGGAAUAGCGCCGAUUCCCUCAUCGGGGUUGACUCCUCCUCCCUCAGUGACUACACCUACCGUAAGGACAAAGCGAUGUCGCUCUUUUUAGGCAACUCAAAUAGUAAUAUGAACAUUUAUGCUGAUAGGUAUGUUGGGGAGAAGGACCUCUUUAAAGCCCUGGCAAAUCGGAAGAGGAAAAAAUGGAAUGAGUACCACAAGUGGAAGAAGAAAAAACAAAAAAGGAAAAACAUAAGAGACAACAAUAGGAAUAUAUGCCUCUCCGUCAUUUUCAGUGUAGACACGCAUUACAAGGAACAGAACAAAUUGGACUCCUCAAAGUUUAAGAUAGAACUGAAUAGCUUAAACAUCAUGUUGGGGAAGUGCUUCAAUUUUAGCGACAUUUAUGACCAGCUGAAAUUGUACAGGAGCGGCAACAAUUUCAGGGCAUCUGUCUACGCCUCGGGAAUUCUCGAUGUAAAUCACCUACAUGACGCCUCCAACCGGGAGAGGAAUUACGCGUACGUGAAGAAAUUUCCCAAUCGAAAGGACAAAGUGGACAGCAGCGAAAUGGAGUACGCCUUUUAUGAUAACACCAACUUUUAUAAUAUAUACUACCACGAGAUGAGGGAUGUGAGGAUGGCCAGGCGGAUGAUCAGAAGGGGGAAGCGGAGUGGUGGCAAAAGCGGCAAAAGCGGCAGGCGCAGCGGUCAUCGCGUUCCGCACGGUGAUCUCGCCCAUAGAGGGGGCAUCCUCACUGGAGAAGUCCCCAGCGAUGGAGCAAUCAGUGAGGAAGAGCAGUCGGGCGGAUAUGCAAGCGGUGGAGAGAUUACCGAUGGGGACAUAAGCGAUGAUCUUUCCUACGAGGCAGCAAAUGAGCGAUUCAAAGCGGCAAAGAAAAGCAUAACGUUCAGCUCUACGCGCGAGGGGGAGUUCUCCCAGCACGCGGGGAAAGGGCGCCGCAACUUUGCAGAGGAUAUGUCCAAAUGGGACAGCUCCCAGUUUUACGGCAACCUCGCAGGAAAGCACACCCGGGAGAAGAAGGCACUAUCGAAAGAGAGCAACCUGUUUAUACUGAAGAAUAAGAACAAAAUUAUUUACAAAGACAAAUUUAACAUUUUUUUGAAUCACAACAAUAACAUGUUUAUGCCAAACAUUAAGGACGAAAACGACUGGCUGCUAAGCAUCAACAGUGUGCAUUUAUUUGCAAAUAGGCUAAGCGCGAAAAGAUCCUUCAACGUGAGUUGCCACGAACUGCUCAUCAACUUAACCAUAGACAAUAUAAAGGAGCUGUACAAGCUGCACACCAAUUUUAGCUACAAUAUUUACUACGCAGGGUUUUACAGAAAUUACCUUUCCUUUGUGAGCAACAUUUAUGUGCUUCCAUUUCUGCAUAAGGAUAAAAAUUGUACCGAAAAGUCAAACGAAAAAUUGAAGAUAAAUGGGGUGUACCUGAAUAGCAUGAACAGGUUGAAGGCUCUGGGUAAGAAUACUCUACACAGCAAGUUUAAGGUGGCGAAGCGGGGGAAUUCAGCGGGCAGGAGUUUGCCUGGUGCCAAAUAUGCCAGAAAAUGCUCCGACUUGUGUGAUAAGUACGCAGAUAGCGGUAUUAAGAGCUUAUGUGGAAAGAGGGAAGACCCGUAUGGUGCUCUCCCCACUGGGGCAGCCCCCCAAAGGGAUGACGGGAUGGAAGAAGUGGACGGAUUAGACGAAGUAGAAGAAGUACACAGAAUGGAUGGAGUGGGGGGACCCCCCUCAGAGGCCACCCCGCCAAACGGCAGCAACGCACUUGGCCUACUAUCCAAAAAAAGGGAAGGCGUAUUAAUAAAAGACAAGUCCCACUGCAGAAACAAGUGUAUCUCCUUUAACGACAUGAACGAACUAAUUGGAGAGUCUGACGAAGAGAGGAAGGAGGUAAAAUCGCAAAAAAGGGAAGAGCCUGAAGGAGAUGUGUACAACCUGAUUAGGGAAAAGACGUUACUCGUUCACGACAUGGAGGAAGAUGAAAAUUACAUCAACAAUGAUAUCACGACGAUGUACACUGUACGUAAAUAUUUCCUCAUUAAAAAUUUUAAUAUAUACAAAAAAAUGGUCCAUUAUUACGCAAAAAUGCAGCCUUUUAUCGACUUGGAAGAGAGAAACAACAAGUACGCUGAAAUUAUUCAUACGUUGAAAGAGACUUAUGUGAAGAUAGAACAGUACCGGGAGAAUCUUUACUACCUGUACAGUCAGCUAUUUUCCAUCAUUAGAAAUAUUAACGACGAAAAAAACAUCAUAUGCCAUGGACUUGUAUUCCUAAAUCUGCUUAAUUGUCUCUACUCAUAUAGCAAUAAAUAUGUCACCAAUUUGUUUUACUAUUUGUUCGUUUUUUCAAAAUAUAAUAAAUUUGCAGAUUAUCUGUGUAAUAUACAGAAAUAUUUUGACUACAAAUAUUUUACCUACUUUACCAAUAAAAUUGGACAUGUGGAUGCUUGCCAUGUUGGAGAAAGGAUGAGUAAGGAGCUUGCACAUUCGGUCAGCUACAAUAACAGUGGGGUGUCCCCUCAUGAGAAGGACGUCUCCAUGCUACCCAACAGUGGAGGUAGCCCCAUCAUGAACGAGAAUUUUGCUCUACAGAAGGAGAUAAACGAGAAUAUUAAGAAGGAGGAAAUGCUCAAAGAGAACGAAGUGUCCAAAAAGAAUUUGUCAUGCUUCAUCAUUUCUGCACUUCUCUACCUCUACCAGCCGUACAUGUACAGACAUAAAAAGUGCGCUCCCAUGACAAAUAGGAAGAAAAAUAAUUUGAAGAGAAUGUUCAAACGGAAGCAGCACAUUUCGUCCCUCUCGGAGGAGGAUGGUCUGCUGCUUCGCCGCAACAGCGCCUUUUACGAAGUAGACCAUAGGUACGAAGCGAAGCAUACACAUGUAGGGAACCAAAUCGGCCGCGAAAUGACCGCCGAACUGAACGAUAUGUGCAGGAUGGACAACAUAAUGGAAGAAAACCUGCCGACCAACUUGGACACACUCAGCCCAAAUGAAGGCAAAGAAACGGAAAUAAGGAAAAACAAAUCGUACAUGUUUCACAGGAAAGGAAUAAAAAUAAAGAUAAAAAUUCGCGUAAACAAUGUGUGCCUGAAAAUACACCAGCUGAACAAGGAGAAUAUAUUAACGCUAAAUCUGUACGACUUGAGUUACUACAUGUUUACCUGCCUCUAUCAGUAUCAUUUUUUUUUUCACAAAACGAAUGAACAUGUUGGUUUUUACCUGAACGACAAGGUGGAGAAAAUUAAAUUUGAAGAUAUCUACGCCAUCACGGAGAAGGGCGAAAUGAAGAAAAGGGUGAACAGCAAUUUGUAUAUGGACAGUCUAUGGUACGAACUGUCCGCUGAAGAAUCCGCCAUUCAGGAUGACCUGUACAACUCCCAAUGGGGAAAUAAAAAGGAGAAAAAAAACAAAAAUUGCAUUAAAAUGCACCUAACUUUUAAAGUAGGCUUAAAAACGUAUGACAAUAUGUACAACAUUCAGGACAACAUAAUCAACCCCAUCACAUUUAACUUUCUAAUUAACGAAAAAUUUAAGUAUUUCCCCAUUUUGCACAUCCACUUCUACACCACGAGCGUUAACUUGAACGUCACCACGUCGUUCCUCUAUUUGUACAAGUACCUUUACGCAAAUUUAAAUUUUAAGAAAGACUUCAACGAUGUGAAGAACUCCAACAUUGAGAUUUACAAUGAUCUGCACUCAGAAAUUAUCAUUUUUUACAAAACGAGGACGAAGAAUAACAACUACACGUGGAAGCUGAACAUCAUAGACAAGAACGAAUACCACCAGUUUCCGUGCGAGUGCCUCUACUUUUGCAUUAACAAGAAAAAGGAGAAAAAGAAAAUGAACUCUGAAUUUUACGAAAUGAACAAAAAUUCCGAAGACUUCAUUAUCACCAAUGAACACGACUUGAAUAGCGUUUUCAGGGACAUCUGCAAAAUUGGCUUUAAAAAAAGGAACCUCCACAACUCGGUGGCCAAGCAUGAGAAGCACCUCCUCUAUGACAACACGCAGAGCGUCUAUGACAUCCUCCAUCAGUUCACCUACCGCAUGCCCUUCCUCUACAAGAACCACGAAAACGACAACAAAAUUAUCAACAUAAUAAAGAAGAAGCCCUCCUGGAUUUACAUCGGCGUGCUCUACACGGACGAUUUGUACUCGCGCGCGUACAAGGUUCCCAAUGUCAAGCACAACUUGCUGGUCGAGCCCGAAAUCAUAAGGAACAAGUGGUGCCUCUCCAUAGGCACCUGCAUACAAAUCGAAAACAACUCGGGGCUGCACUUUAGAAUAUACAAGGAAGGCAAAACGAAGUACUUUUCGCGCGUAAACUUCAAGUGGAAGCUGAAGAAAAACAGAAAAUCCAACGGGAACUACUCCGCGUGGGAAGCCUCGGAUGGAGGAGCAAAAAAUGAAAAGCAUACGAGGAAGAUCAAGGGGACCCUAAAAAAUUACCACCACGAUCAGCAGCAUUAUGAGCAGCAUUAUCAGCAGCAUGACCAGCACAGUCACCACCAUCAUAAUGGUAAGCAUUUCACAGCCAAUGUAGAAAAAAACAAGAAAAAGGAGAGAUCGAAAAAUGGAGACUACAUAAACAUACUGCCCUUCAGCAAGAGGGCCAUUCCACUCUUCUGGUUGUACGAUUGCAGUUUGCCAUACAUCAAAAUACUCAGGAAAAAGGAGAAAAAAUACAACAUGAAAAAUUUAAGAAAAAGCAAUAAGGAAGAUGAAAACUUAGACAUCGAAGCUGUCCCAUUUCAUAUCCUUUACAAAUUACUAAAUAAAUAUGCCCUUAAUAAUAAUAACAUUUACCAGAAAAAGCUAGACAUAUCCCCAUGUGAAAUAAUUUUUAAAGGCUUGAUCAUGUUUCACUGCUUCGUAAAAGUUAAGGACGUGCCCACUCAGCAUAUAAAAGACACCUCCUACAAUUACACCGUUGUGAUAGAACCCAUGGUCACCAUAAAGAACAACCUACCAAACCCUAUCACCGUCAUUGUGAGAAUGAAGAAGAAAAAGAGACUGUUCAGCCUUGCUAAGAAGAAGCAGGAAAAUCAGGUGGAGGAAAAAAUGCUGCACAAAACUAACUACGAAAUGAAUGAUGACAUUACGAAAAUUUUGAAGAAGCAAGAAAUGUUCGCCCUGGUGCCUCCUCAUCACUAUUGGUGCUUGCCCAUCUGCACGCAGGCCUUUUACAUGAAGGUGUUUUACCAUGGCCUGCAAAUAGAGAAGAUGAAUUUCAUAUAUGACUACGCGAAUGAGAUUAAGGGCUACUACGAUUUCAAGGACGUCAAGCUGCCCGACUGGAAUGAGGCUUUCUACGGCGGUAAUAUCAACAGCGCGAUGAAGAAGGGCGACCAGGGAAGCAGCGCGGGGGAGGGCAGCGGUGCAAACCGUCAUGCAGAUCGACACGCAGACCGACACGCAGAUCGCCACGCAGACCGCCGCUCAACCCGCCGCUCAAAUGAUGACCGAACCGGCGGCAACAACGAAAGGAACCUGCUCAGCAACCACAACAGCAGCAAUGGAGAGAGCGCGUGCAACAUCAAGGAGGAGCACACGAAAAACGUGAACUACUGGCAGUACAGAAAUAGAGGCGCGUCCAACGUGACGAGGGAUAGCCGACUGCUGUACGACGAAAUGAUGAAGGAAUUUCAAAACGACAGGAAUGGAGAAAACGCCAGUUGUAAUAGCCCCAACCCCCACAGAAAAAAAACGAUCUACGAUAAUUUGUUCAGAAAUAAUGUAAACAAUAUGCAAAGCUUUGAGGAGGGUGAGGAGAAUAACUACCGCGGAAGGAACAAUUUCAUGUACAAUUUUUUGUACGCAACGGAAGGUUUUUUUCCCAUUUAUAUGCCAACCACGGAUACGAUCACGUCGACCAAGGUGCUGAAUCACAAGUUCGGUCUAAUUGGGAACAUCUUCUCCUAUGACGAAUUGAAAUAUAUUUAUUUUGAAAAUAAAAUAAGUCAAAUGAAUAGGAAGGUGUAUGAUAAUUUACACAUUUUUAAAAACAUCACUGUUUCGGCUGAUGUGUCCAGGAGAAAAAUCGAUUUUUAUUUCCCCUUUUUUUUUGAAAACACUACAAAUGUGUGCAUCUACGUAAAUAACAAGUUGUUGCCACCCAAUAGCCGCUUAUACAUGACGGAAGAGGAAGCCAAAAGUGUCAGGAUUAAAUCUUACAAGCAUGAUUAUGCAAACAAUUUAAUCCUCUGCAGUAAUGUGAGCGGCAAAAUUGACUGUACCAGGACUAACAUGAUACGGCCGCUAAUCAAUUUGGUUUAUAGAAAAAUCAACAGGAAACAGAAGGUACGAUUUUGGGAAAAAUAUGAAGACAGGAAAAAGAAAAACAGCGGUAUAAUGAACGCGCCUGGCUUGGAAGACGAAGAAGAGCACACUCCUGGGGAUGACGCGGAUAGGGUGAAACCAGCGAGCAGCUUCAAACUGAAGGUAUUGAGAGAUGUCGACGACGGAGUGAAGGACAAAGACGAUAAUUUAAUUAAUGAUUAUGAUGGCGAGGUGGACAAGCAAGACGCGAAGGAGAGGAAAAGCAAGAACAACAUGAAUGGCGCGAAAGAGGCGAACUAUCCGAACGACGCCCACGCACUGGAUUCCGCAAAAUCUCUCACAAAUGAAACAAACAGGGAAGAGAAGCAAAACGAACUGGGCGAACACCCCCCAGGGAAACCCUCAGAAAAGACAAACCAAAUGCCCCGCUCGAAAAACCUAAGUGACACGUAUUACCUACACCACAACAAAAAUGACUUAUAUUAUUGUAACUCCAAAUUUUCUGAAAUGUCAGCAGACCCGAAUGAAGAGGCAAAGAGCAAAACGAAUGAAACGUCGCCAACACACAAGUCGUAUAAAAGUGCAUUCAAAAAUCUGCUCAUGAGCAAUAAAACCCUGUUUAAGAGGAGAAGAAAAAUGAGUGAGAAAUCUUCGGGCUCGAAUGGCAAUUUUAAAAAGAUUAGAAAAUUUAGAUUAUUUCAUAAGCAUGUAAAAAGAGACAAAAUAAAUGCAGAGCGAGAAGAUGAAGAAUAUUUUGAACACAUGGAUGAGAGGGUGGAACCCUAUGACCACGACGGGAAUGAGGACUCCGCCGAUAGCAGUUACUACGAUGGACAUGAUAAUGAUAGCAAGUUGAAAAAGAAAAGUAAGAAGAGGAGAAAAUUGAGGAGGACGAAAUUUGGCUACUCCAGGAGGGGAAAGGGACACAAGAAGCUUUUCAGCAGAAAUUUGUACUCAUUGGACAAGUUUGGACAUAAAUAUUUUAGCAAAGAUAAGAAGAGGAAGAAUGAUGAUGCGUCACCCCAGGGGGGAAGAGGCUUGCACGAUUCCUUCUCUUCAGAAAAUGAAAAACCAACAGGAGCUUUCCCCGCCUCGCAGGUAAGUUUUAGCAUUUUCCACCUGUUUAAGGAGAAGGAAGAAACGGGGAAGUGCUCCGAAUUUGACGAAGACAUUUCCGACGAUAACGCGAAUGAGCAGAUCGAAAUGGAAAAGGAGGAAGACGAGGAAGCGGAGGAAGCGGAGGAAGCGGAAGAGGCGGAAGAGGCGGAAGAAGUGGAAGAAGCGGAGGAGGACGACGAGGUGGGCGAAGACGAAGAGGAUGAUGCGUUCCAUGCGAGCAGCAGAAGGAAGACCAAGCACGACAUUUUGAAGUUCCGCCUGAUGAAGAAGAGAAAAAAGAGAGGAAAAAAAGGCGCACACGAAAAUGAGCGCGAAAGUGAGCGAGAAAAUGAAAGCGAAAAGAACAGUUCAAAGCUUAGGAAAGGGAAAAAAAGAACGUACAAGAAAAAGCGGUUCAAAAUGACCCCUUUCUUCAGCUCCAUCGAGAGGAGGCACAAGGGGAAGGUGUCCACUGCAUCGGUCAGCCAAGCAAAGAGUGCAAAGUCAUCCUCGGCAAAGUACAAUUUGGAUGGCAGUUCCUCAGAGAGUGGUAAUUCCAACAAAAUAACAGAUAAGGGGAAGGCUUUUGAGGGAGGACAGAAUGGAGGCGCCUCCCGCACGAGGGUGGCCUUCCGGGAGAGGAACCUGCACCCCAGAUGGAACAGAAACGAUGUUCAGGUAGGAGCUGUGGAUGAAGCUGUGGACGAAGCUGGUGACGAAGCUGGCGACGAAGCUGGCGACGAGGCCGCUAACGAAGUGAACCACGAACCGGACGUGAAAAGAAGAAUAUCGCUGAGGGACCUCUCCAGAAAUAAGAGAGAAAACAGAAAGUCGAAAAUGAAGAAAAAGGACUUUUACGAAGGAGGGUUCCUAUCCUUAGGCAUCUGCGUGAGAUAUGCCGAGGAGCCAUUUAACAAAUCCAAAAUUGUUACCUUUGUGAAUAGCUACAUAUUCAUAAAUAGGCUUCCAUUCGACGUGAAAAUUGCUACCGACUCGGUUAGAAAAUCAGACAGCAUUUUCACCUCCCACAACGUAGCACUCCACUCAGAUUUUAACAACGCGUAUAAGGAAAUGCUCCCUUUAGAUGCCCUCACCGUCAGCAAAAGUGUGAAUAACUUUAAAUCGUUGAGACAUCCCCUGGUGGAAAAAGACGUGUGCGCAAUUAACGUGGGGGAUGCGCCCAGGGGGAGGGAACUUUUCAAACUUGACGUAAGCAGGGAGCAAGUGGUAGACAUGGAAGCCUUCCGAAUUGGGGACACCAAAAUGGAGGGAAGUACACCAAAUGGGGUAAACGCGGCAAAUGGGGUAAGCGCGGCAAAUGGGGCGAACGCGGCAAAUGGGGUAGAUGCGGCAAACGCGACAAUGGGGGGUGCUAGAAAAACGUCCAACAUAAACAAUAGCAGCUUUAACGACCAUGGAGGGCACAUCGAAGGCAGCAGCAACUUGAUUGUGAAUAGAAGCUCUGCAAAUUACGACCAUAGCGAAGCACUCACUGGGGAGGCCAACCUGACGGAGCAACCACAUGGUGCGAACAGCAAAAACGCAAAUGAUGUAGAGGUGGCAAAGAAAAAUGAGACGUACAUAAGAAGCGGAGAAAUCACAGCUUUCCACUACCACAGGAGUUACAUAAAGAUAAAGGACAGCAGCGAGGGGUACAGCUCGCAGCCCUUUUCCCUAAUCCCGAAGAACGUCCCAUCCAACUUCCAGAUAGAAUUAUUCAACAUGAAUAAAUCGCAGAUAAAUAAUACGAACAAUUUGCUGGUAGAAGUAAACGUAUGUAGUGGCAUUUUUGGAGACAAGCAACAAUUGCCCUACACGUACAAUGGCUACUUUUACAUUCUCAGUUUGCCAGUUAGACCCAAAUUUGAAAUUAUUAACGCCACGAAGUUUAUCAUAGCGUAUGCGACGGAUGUGAAUAAGUACACAAAAAAAUACAUGAACAAUAACUACGACACCUAUUUGGGGAGAAGCACGAAGAAUGGGGACUUUCCGGUGAAGAUGAUUUAUCCGUAUAGCUCCAUUUACUACACCCUGAGGAACAACAACGAAAUUGAGUCCUCCAAAAUUGCCCUGAAAAUUGUGGGCGUCCAGAAAAGCUCGUGGUGCAUCAAUUCGAUCAACUCCUUCAUUGACAAUGUGGUCAUGCUGCCUUACCGAGUGUACGGGGAGAAUAAACUUUCGUCGGAGAAGAAGUUCAAGGGUAGGCGAAACAGCCACAAAAAUGAAAAAGACGCAUACUUCCUAUCAAGUAGAAGGAACACACAAAAAACGCACCUGCAAAGUGAAGGGGGGAAUGUCCAUUUGGGGGAAUUCCAUUCGAACGAUAGCUGCUCAGAGGUGGACAAUGACAACCGCAUUCUCAACGGGGAUGGAGAAAAGGAAGAGGAUGGAAAGAGAAGGCAGAAAGGCGAAAAGGAUAACAUCUUCCUAGGACAUAACUUGGUGAACAAAAAGUUAUACUCCUUUCUGAUCAUAAGAGAUAAUGGAAGCAGAGCAAUCGUCAUCACAGAAAAGUAUAACCUAGCAAGGGAAAUUGUGAGCACCAAAAAUUUCAGUAAAAUCCAUAGGCUAAUCGCCAUAAGUAGUAGGAAAAAGAUUUUACUGUCAAAUAAAAACGUGAACAGAAAAUACAUGCUGGAUUAUAAAAAAAUAAAUUUUGUGUACUUCAACUUCCCAAUCGUUCCAGUGAUAUACAAAAUUAACAUCCCCAGAUUGACCGUCACGUGGAUUCACAGACAAGACGUGAUAAUUGCCAUUCAUUUGACCAAUUUGAAGUAUAGUGGGCAUAUAUACCCCAAGGAAAUCAUAAACUACGACGUAAAUCACAUGUUCACGCCGAUUAACAUUUUAAAAAGGAAGGAAGUGGAAGAAUACGUUCAGUACGUUUUUCUCAACAGUUAUGUGGACUCCAUUUUCCUCAUCGAGCAGAUUCAUAUAGACCACUUCGUAAAGGGGGACAUCCCCGUCAUCCUGAAAAACACCAACAUUGAGGAAAAUGAAGACAUAUUUUUAUACAUUCACGUGAAGCAGUACUGUGUGGACUCGUUUAAGCAGGCGCCCAUAUAUCAAAGCAUAAUGAUUAAGAUCUCCCCCAUCAACGCGAAUAUCGAAUUGUUGGUCAUUGAGCAGUUGAUAGAAAUUAUAGAGAAGGAAAAGCAGCUCUUGUUGCUGUACGAACGGGAAGACAAAUCACUACCACCGCUGAUUGCCACAUCGGAAACGGCGAGAGGGGCCAUUAAUACGACGUUGAAAAUAUUUUCCGACGCGAACUUUCUCAAAAUGGUGUACUUGGAUGAUUAUAUGAGGAGAAAAACGGAGAAGGACUUCAUCCUGAAGAACAACCAAAUUGUGAAUAAUAAUAUCAUCUUGAAUUCCACAAAUAGGAACGAAAAUAAAUACAGGACUAUACGUAACUAUGAGAGGAAACACGUGAAGGAGAGCGAAGCUGAAAUUAAGCGAAAUGCCUACUCCUACUAUUUUAGCUCCCCCAAAGCUAGGAUGAUCACACAAAAUAGAAUUAUUAACAUUAAUAAUAUUACUGAGAAGAUGUGCUCUGAAGAUUCUACCAACAGCUCCAUUUCGACCAAUUUGAGUAGCAGAAAUAAAGGCGCAAGCAAUGUACAUAAGAAAAUAUGCAAGAUGUUGGUGGGAUAUUAUAAGUACAAGAAGGUCCACAAUUUGAUCAAUAACACCUACUACGAUAUUAACAACAUGAAUGAUGAGCGUCUGUUACCAAUAAAAAUUCAGUACUUUAAAAAUCAGAAGAUUUUUAUGAAUGCAUUUUCUUCUCACCUAUUUUUACACCCAAAUCCGAGGUGGAUGGAUAAUAAGAGCAAGCCCGUAUACAUUAGAGAAUUCAAAAUUAACCCUAUUGAAAUUAUUGCCUCCAUAAGGACCUCUGAACACAGGAUUUCGAGGAGAAUACUACACAUUGUGGAUGCCCUACCUGUUGAUACCCCCUCCAUGAGAAUACACCUCAUUUCGCAAAAGAGGAAUUAUAUCGUCUGUACAUGGGAUGGCCUAUUCCAGUCUUUAAGAGUUUCUUACUUCAGACAACUCUUGAGGCAGUCCCUACCCAGCGCUUGGCUAUCCAACCCCUUUGCCUUUAUCAAAGGGUUCAUAAAAGGAAUCAUUGCCCUCUUUAAAGAAACGGUCAGGGGAGUUAAAACCAGCUCGAACUGCUUCGACGGAUUCAUGUCCGGUUUUAAGUGUGGAAUUAUCAUCCUUGUUGUGAACACCGUUGGGGGGUUAUUCCAAUCCCUCAGUCAUAUGCUAAACGUUUGCCAUAAAUUAAUGGGGGGCUCAAGGCCUCGACCACCAAGUAUCUUAGAUUCUAUAAUUCUCGGAUUUGAUGGACUGCUUCUGGAUACGUUUUACAGACCCUGGGUUUCGCUGUUCAAUGAGCCGAAGAUUUCUCUCAACAAAGGGAACAGCACUUUGAAAACGGUGUGCAUCAUAAUCGGGUGUAUUCUCAGGUGCGUGUUUGCUCCCAUUUUUGGCCUGCUGAACCUUUUUGCCUCCAUCACGGAGGGGUUUGCCAACACGCUCAUCGGCGACUUUGAGCGAUUCUCCCGGGUCCAGGAGCGCGCGGAGUUUGAAACGGAGAAGGUGCACAACGCGGUCGCCGCUAUGAGGCGGGGCAAGAGCUUCGUGAAGAGGGCGCCCAGGCACGACAGGGGCGCGUAG
Molecule: messenger RNA, 26748 nt
Organism: Plasmodium vivax (malaria parasite P. vivax)
Lineage: Eukaryota; Apicomplexa; Aconoidasida; Haemosporida; Plasmodiidae
Exons: 4
Coding region: 1-26748 (8915 amino acids)
Source: RefSeq, a predicted model, not a curated record